CAGAAAUAUGCGGGCUCCAUGUGCAAUCUAUGCCAUUGUGCAGUCAGAACUCGCUUAGAUCGACGGUAGUACCUCGAACUUCCGCCGACGGUGCCCCCGCUUCGCCCCUUUCCUAGAAUGCCCCUCUGCCUCCCCCUAUCUCUCUCUACUUCCCUUCUCCGUAGACUCUAGCCAGUAUAUAAUCGUCGUAGAAUCUCCUGCCCCAUUCACCCUGUCGCCGUCCUGCCAUUACCUUGCAGUGCUCCUUCUCCAGCAUGACGAGUAUGAAGCUCUCCCUCCUUCUAGCUCUGCUUGCUACCCUCUCCCUCGUUCCCCAGGCAUCAGCAGCCAUCCCUGCACACUUGCAUCCCAAGCGUCAUCUCUUCGAGAAUCCGCACAAGGAGACUGUAGUCAAGCGGCAGCAGAACCCAAACAGGACUUAUCCGACGGCGUACGCAGUACCUUCACCGAGCUUGCUGCCUCAAGCUUGGACGGACGCUCUCAAUGAAGCUAUCAGCAAUGGCAAGAUCCCCAAUAUCCCCUCCUCUACGGUGACCUCCAGCGGCGGCAUCGUCUACCCCAGUGGCUAUUCUGACAAGCAGAUUGGAUCCUGGACCAACAGCAAGAUUGUCGGCCCGAAUGACAUUGCAGACGCACCUGAGGGUGUGUGGGGUGUCGACUUUGACGAUGGGCCCGUUGGACAGAGUGUGAACCUAUACAAGUAUUUGCAAUCGCAGAACCAGUCAGCCACUCACUUUCUCAUUGGCACCAACAUCGCAACGCAUCAAGACGCAUUUGAUCAGCUCGCUCAGAUGGAUCAGCAGAUGGCAGUGCACACUUGGUCGCACAGCCUCCAGACGGCUCUGACCAAUGAGCAGGUGCUCGGCGAGCUCGCCUGGACUAUGCAAAUCAUCUACGACCGUUCAGGAAAGAUCCCCAACCUGUGGAGGCCACCUCAGGGAGACGUCGACAAUCGGGUGCGCGCCAUCGCUGAGGAAGUCCUUGGGCUACAGUGUGUCCUCUGGGUCGCAGACUCAAACGACUGGUGCCUCGGCGCCGACUAUAAGACUGAGUGCCCACCAGACAACACAAUCGGGGCUUCGUACGAGUCUGUCGCGUCAUACAUCAAGACUCACGUCACUGGAAGUAAGAGCCCAGGCAUCAUCCUCCUAGAGCACGAGAUUGAGGCCCCUUCUCUUUCUCUCUUCCAAGGGUACUACCCCACUCUUCGCGAAAAUGGCUGGACCCCUGAGCCCAUUGGCAACUUUGAUCAGGCCAAGGCUUGGUAUGCCAAUGGCCUCAAUGCCUCUACGCCGACAACGGGGCAGACGGGGAUGCUUCUGGCCAACCAAGUGAGCGCCACCUCCAGUUCUAGCUCAAGUAGCACCAGCAGCUCAACCGGCACCUCAAUGACGACAGGUACUCAGAGCAGCAACGGAGCUCAGCCGACAUCAUCAACGAUGUCCGCUACUGAAGCAUCGCAAAGUGAAGGCACCACCAGCAGCACCAACGGCGCCAUGUCAGCCCUCGGCCUGGACCAGUCUCUCUGCGCUGUGGCCUCGCUGGCUAUAUCAGCAGUGCUUGCCGCUCUCGUUUUGUAAACCCCCAUGGACAAACUUCUCCUUCUUCUCGGUCCUCAAUAUUCCCUUACUCUUCAUGUACCUCACCAUUUGUAUAAUCAUUUCUUCUUACACCCACCGCCUUCUGCUUAGUGGACUACCCGCUCUAGCAUGCUCUGCACUAGACGCUUCUCCUUGCGGGCCCUUCUUACGUAGACGGCCCAGGA
This is a messenger RNA of Microstroma glucosiphilum, 1765 nucleotides long. RefSeq names its product glycoside hydrolase/deacetylase. Bases 255 to 1580 code for a protein of 441 amino acids. Gene Ontology annotation, cellular component: membrane. The transcript has a single exon. Gene Ontology annotation, biological process: carbohydrate metabolic process. Gene Ontology annotation, molecular function: chitin deacetylase activity. Lineage: Eukaryota; Fungi; Basidiomycota; Exobasidiomycetes; Microstromatales; Microstromataceae. The record is from RefSeq and is a predicted model, not a curated record.